AGAGACAGUAAGGGAUGGGCUUUAGCGGUAAUUGGCAGAUUUUUUUGCAUUGCACCGCCACCCCGUUUCUUGCUUGACUGCAGAGUUCUUUGUAGUAUCUAGCUUCUGGUCACCAGCGUAGCUUGGUCCGCAGACGUAAGAAGACACAUGAGGUUGUUGUAGGAGCGGGAAAAAAAUGGCGACGAACAUCUACGAAGCUAGCUAGCACAUUGAGGACUCAAAACAUUGUCUGAGGCGACCAUUUUCUCGGUAGAAACGUGUUUCUCUCCUUUUUGUCAGUGAAGUUCUGGGAUCAAGAAUCCACAGAGCCAGGAGAGAUGGAGGAAGAUUCCGGGAGCCUCGACAAGUCUGACCAAAUGACCCACGGUCAACCAACCUCUCAACAAUCCAUGUCUCCAAGUCAGUCAUUCCAGUGUAACCAUUGUGUCCUCCUCUUCAAAUCAAAAUAUUUCCUCCUUGAACACAUGAAGAAGGUGCAUGGCGUUGAUGUGGAUCCUUCACAAAGUGAAGGGAGUUCUACUCCCUCAGAGAGUUCCACACCACCUCACAGAAGCACUCUCUACAACAGUUCAGAGGAAGUUUUCUCUUGCCGUCAUUGUGUGUUUACGUCUUCCAGUUGGACAGUUAUUAUCAAACAUGAACGAACGUAUCACAAGGUGCCGGUAAGGGGUCCUGGUAAGGGUGGGACCUUAACACAGAAACAGUAUUUGAGGGGCAAGCUUCUCAAUGACAAAGUGUCACUGCCAGGUAAGAAGGACCACAAAAAUGUGUCAGUACUCCAACGCAAACAAGGGAACGUGGGGAGAGUGAAUUCCAAGUCUACCUUAAAAACCAUAAACAUUCAUAGCUCUAGCUUAUUGUUGAAGAACCUGCGAACUCAAGUGGGAUCCUCAGGAAAUUGUUCUAAAUUCAGAGUCGUAUCUGGAAGUUCAGCGCGUGGGUCAUCUUUAAAUUCCUUGAAACUGAAUGCGUCCAACCUCCCAAGGCCAUCACGUGCGCAUCAUGUGAACCUCAUGUCAGAUGCGCCUUUCCUUAUCUAUGACCAAGACAAUGGUAAAGGUGUCUCUAAAGUAACUGAAGAGAGAUUUCAUACAGAAAGUGUACAGAAGGGCUCUCACUGCUGCUCGCUCUGCAACUUCUCUGCGACUUGGUUGGAAGAUCUUCACACUCACCAGCGAAGUAAGCACAGUUACCUUUUUUACAGCAUGGGGUCAAGUCUGCUGGACAGAACGGUGACAGAACAGCGGAAUCUCAAACCUGAAUCGUAUAAUGGAAUCUCACUGACAGAGCCAUUAGCUAAAACCACCAGGAAGAGGACGCGUGAUGACACCCCUUUAAGUCCUGCUAAGAAAAAUAUCAAAACAAGCCCUGAAAGUACAGUCAUCCAAAGCAAGGUAUCAGGGGGCACUGCUUUCACCUUUGAGGUUAGCGAGGAUGAAGAGGACGGGAAUGCCUGGAGAACUGAACUAGAUGCCUCAGGAAAUGAAAUGGAUGAGCAUGAUCAGUUGGCAAAUGGAGAAAGCAGGGACAUCCCAAAAAUACUUUAUCGUUGCAAACACUGUGACUACAGUCACAAGUCAUCUCGCAGUGUGAGCACCCAUUACCAGAGAAUGCACCCUUACAUCAGAUAUGACUCUCAGUACAUCAUGAAUCCAGAUGAUUGGACUGCCACCUUCCGUUGCUUGGAGUGUCCUGUUGAUUUUGCCGCCCUUGAUGACCUUAAGAAGCACUAUAAGGAUCAUCACCCAGAAGCUCCAAAUGUGUUCAUGAUGCGAUCAGAUCAGCUUGAUUUGGUGUACAAGUGCUUUGCCUGCCCAUUCACCAUUUCUAAUGGCAAAUACUUGAAACCUCAUUACAAAAACAAGCAUCCAAAACUGAAAAUGAGCAAUCCCUUAAUGUACUGCAAUUUUACUACCAAGCCCUCUGAAAAUGAACCCUCUAAAUCGCAACAUUUAGGGCAAACCUCCAGUCUAAAGAAUGCAGAGGUUGUCUCUCCUGAGAGGUCUCUGACCCCAUGUAAAGAAACUGUUAAUAUCACCCCUACAUCCCCAAAAGCAUGUUCUGCUUCCAUGGGAGUGGAUGAGGAACUGUAUCACUGCAAAUAUUGUGUAUACAGCAAUAAGUCAGUGGAUGUCAUGCUUGUCCACUACCAAAAAAAACACCCGAAGGCAAAAUUGACAAUUAACAGCAUAAAACAAGCAUCUCUUGCCACUUCUAGGAAACCUAAGGACGAAACACAGGUGCCUCCUCAAAAGAUGGUUUUGGAGCCAUUCAAACUCCCAGAAGUUAAGUCCACCAACAUUUCCCUCUCCAGACCCGAUGUUGCACAGGAAGAUGCAGAGAACAUGUUUUUCUGCCAGCAUUGCAACUAUGGCAACCUCACAGUGAGGGGGGUGUUGAAUCACCAAAGGUCAAGACACCGUGAUCUCAAGGCUUCUGUUGAGCAGAUACACCUCCAUACUGCUGAGGUUCGUAGUCAAAGCAAAACGUCACAGGGCAUAGGAAUAGUCUCACCUAGCACUCCCCUCCAAAAUUAUGUUGCCCAGGAAGACAUUUUAAAGCCAUUCAAACUUCCAGAAGUGAAGUCUUCUAACACAUUCCCUCCCAUAUCCGAUGUUUCGCAGGCAGAUGUUGAGAGUCCAUAUUUCUGCCAGUUUUGUGACUAUUGCAACCCCACAGUGAGAGGCAUUAUGAAUCAUCAGAAGUUAAGACACAGGACUCGUAAGUCAACUGCUGAAAGGAUCAUUAAACAUACUGCUGUGAUUUGUAGCAGCCCCAAUGUGAGAGGUGGUUUGAAUCAUCAGAAGUCCUCACACAGUCAUCUCAAGGUGACUGAUGAUAAUGUCAUCAAGCAUACUGCUGAGGUUCAUGGUCAAUGUGAAAAGCCUCAGUUUACUGAAUUUGACUCCUCUAACUCCUCUUUCAAAUCCACUGUUGAGAAUGAGGUAGCUGACUUGUUUUUCUGCCAGUUUUGCAACUAUGGAGAUCCCUCAAUGAGAGGAAUUUUUAAUCAUCAGAAGAGAAGACACGGUCAACUCGAAACAACUCCUGAUGACAUCUUCAGGCAUACUGCUGAGGUUCGAGGGCUAACGAAAACAUCAACAGAGUCUAAAAGAGUCAACUCAACUAACUCUUCUCGCAUCUUAUCUCUUCCUCUUGUGACGGAAGAGGCUGUGUUAUUCUGUCAGCUUUGCAACUAUAGCAAUUCAACCAUGAGUGGGGUUAUGGAUCAUCAAAGGAAAAGACAUCCUGAUCUUAAGGCAACUCAUAAACAAAUCCUUGAAUAUACUGCUGCUAUGAUUUUGGCCCAAACUGGCAAAUCACCUAACUCAUUCUUCUUAACAUCUGAUGUUUUCCAAGAAGAAUUAGAGAAGUUCUUCUGCCAAUAUUGUGAUUAUAGCAAUUCUACAGUAAGGGAGAUUUUGAAUCAUCAAAAUAAAAUGCAUGGUGAUCUCGAAACAAACGCUGCGCAGAUCUUAAGGCAUACUGUUGUGGUUCAAGGGCAAACCAAACAAUCUCAAUCAAAAGCAGUCCACUCACCCAACUCUCCUCCUAUCUUGUCUCAUCCUCUUUUGAAGGACGAGGUUGAAGACAUGUUUUUCUGUCAGUUUUGCAACUAUAGCAAUACAACAGUGAUUGGGGUUUUGAAUCAUCAAAGGAAAAGACACCUUGAUAUGACACUAACUGCUAAGCAAAUCCUUGAAUAUACUGCUACGGUUAUGGGCAAAAUGGGAAAAUCCCAGCCAGUACGAGAAGACUCCCUUAACUCAUCCCAAGAAGAAGAGGGGAAGUUGUUUUACUGCCAGCAUUGUGACUAUGACAAUCCCACAGUUAGGGGGGUUUUGAAUCAUCAGAAAUUAAGACAUAGUGAUCUGCCAGCAACUGCGGAUCAAGUUGUCCGGUAUACUGCCAUUGUUCGCAGCUCAAAUAAAAAAUCAAUAACCCAACAACCUAACAAGUCCUCCAUGAAAGCCUCACAAUCUCGCACGCAGAAAGCUGCUCCGCUCAGGUCCUUAAAGUGCCGCAAAUGCUCUUAUAUAACUCCCCAUAUAUAUAUUUUGAAAAGGCAUCUGAGGAAUAACCACCAAGAGAAAGCCCCAAUCACAACAAUUAUACGUUGGGCUUACCAAGAUGGCCAUUUACAAGCAGGUUAUCACUGCGAGUGGUGUGUUUGUUCACACACUGAAGCGAAGGGACUUCUCCGGCACUACCGGCAACGUCAUCCAGAUAGAAAUACUGGACUUGAGUCCAUCAUCCUGAGGUUACAUGCCGGCCCUAAGACUUCUCGAUCUAAAAAAACUAAGCCUAACCCAGAGCGCAAUGUUAAACAUGAAAAUAUUACCCUCAGGUUUGGGGAAGUUCCGAAGACCUCCCCAUCAUUUCAGUCCGUGGAAGGUGACACAAAAGUCUAUCCAUGCCGAGCGUGUUCCUUUAAGGCUACUUCAGUGGGGGGUAUCAGCAGCCACUACCGUGUAGUUCAUCCAUGGUCUGUCAAGGAAGAUGGGUCUGUGUUAGAUGUCAUUAGUAGUAGGCAGACCCAAGAACCAGUGGUCCAUGAACAGCUUGAUGUUCAUGAAACCUCGAGGUCAAGCGAGACAUAUAGGUGCCCUGUCUGUUCAGGAGAGUUCAACACCCGCCAUGGUAUGUUUACUCAUUGUGGAAAGAAACAUCCAGAAUAUGAUAUGAAGGUCCAUGAACAGCUUGAUGUUCAUGAAACCUCAAAGCCAAGCCAGCGAUGUAGGUGCCCUGUCUGUUCCGGAGAGUUCAACACCCUCCAUGGUAUGUUAACUCAUUGUGGAAAGAAACAUCCGGAAUAUGAUACAUCAACUUAUGAAAAGGAACCUGAACCUAGUACAGAUGAUGGGACUCUGAUAUUCAAGUGUUCAAUCUGUCCGUAUGUGAACUCUCGCCCUCAUGGUGUUCUAACUCACUGCCAGAUGAGGCAUCCAGCCAUCAAAGCCAGAACUGAGAGACUUGAACAAGAAAUUGUACACUUCAGUGACCCAGAUGAAUGUGUGAAAGUCCGAUCGGGUAAGAGGGUGGGAUUGGCAGGCUUCCGGUGCAAUAUGUGUCCAGUCAUCCAUGCAAAAUUCAAGAAGUUGAAAGCUCACUAUGAGAUGGAUCACAAACGAUCUGCCUUCAAUAUGUUCAAACCGGCCUUGAAACAAUCCGCUGCCAUUAAAAAACAACUGCUCUCCAAAUACAGAGGCUCCCAGACCUCAAUUGCCAUUUUAAAAAAUAGGAAAUCCAUCAUAUUCAAGUGCCACCUUUGCAAGUACUUUUGCACCACUAAAAAGGGUCUUGCCCGCCAUCUUCGCAUUAACCACAGUACAGUGGCUCCAAUUGAGGACAAAGAGUUUUCCUACAAGUGUGCACUGUGCUCGUAUACAACUUUGAUUUGUAAGUACCUUGCAGCCCACUAUAGGAGGCAACAUGGCAAUGCUGCUUUCAACAACCACUUCGUUCCAGCAUUCAGACCUCACCGCAUUCCUCUAAACUCACCAGACCAUAAGGCUUCUUUGAGUCAGGAAACCAGAUCACCUGGUGAGAAGAUAAACUGUUCUCGCUGUUUUUUCCAAUGUCUUAAUGAAAAAGGCAUGGUUUCCCAUUAUGUGAUUUGCCAUCCAGGAGUCUCUCACAGCAUGCACAAAUCUAGCGAACUCAACCCGAAUAACACAAUGCACUCUCCCCCCAAGCCCAGAAAUCGUCACCGGCAACAGAAACCUGUCUGCAAAUUAUUUGAUCCACAAUGUGAGAAAGGCAGUGCAUUGUGUCCAGUUAAAUGCAAGAAAUGUGUGAAAUUAUUCUUCAACUCAAAUCUCCUGCUAAGUAUACACUACACCAAUUUCCACAACGAAGAUUUCAAACAGGACUUCACUAUACUUUCAAAGACUUCAGAGAAUGGCACAGAGGUCUACAGAUGUGGAUACUGUAACCUCCAAAUCCAGGGCAGUGCAGACCUUGGCUCCCACCUCGACCAUCAUAAUGAGGAGUUUCAGAAGCUGGAAGAUGGACAGAAGAGUAAACAACACCUUAGUGAGCCGCCACUAAAGACCAAGUCUGUUACGCAUGAAAGACAAGAACUGCCCGAUGUUCUGAUGACAGAGGAAUCGAACAGUCAUUGGAUUGUGACAAAGGUGGAAUCUGUUGCAACAGGGAUGGGUCCACUGGUGUCCCCUUCCCCUGUCCCGUCGACAACAGAACCAGACGGGGGGUCAGCAGGAGAGGAGCGCAAGCACUGCGGGCAAACGUUCAUGUCUUUGAAAGGUUUACGCUCACAGGGGCGGAGCCAUGCAGCUACGGCAGUGCUCAAACGGCUGGACAACGUACCUCAUCAACACAAGCAGAUGUUUGACCGCCAUAUUAGACUUCGACCUGGGACCAUCAAACCCUUCCACUGUGGGCUCUGUCGGUACAGAACUACCAUCUUGAGCCUCUUGAAGAACCACCUGCUCAAAGUACAUGGCGCUGAGUAUCCAUCCAAGAACCUCCCUUCCUCCGUGACCGGUAGCCAGGACAAGGAACACACCCUGAGGGCCAAUGAAAAGGCCCCUAACCUGCCAGAACGUCAGGAAAGCAAUCACAUGUCUGAUGAUUCUGAGGAAACAGACCUCACUGAAAAAUCAGUGUACUUGGAGCCCCCAGAUGUCCAGCGGCAGCUCGACCACUACAGGCAGGUGGCUCAGGCCUCCAGACAUCCAGCCCAACAGGCCACCGCGACCACUCAAGAUGGCUUAUUCGUCUGUGAGUUUUGUAUCUACACCUCAACAUACAUCAAGAGUAUGCGCCGGCACUACAUAAAUCGUCACAAUGGGAAAAGGCUUGUGAGGUGCAAGGACUGCUCAUUUUUCACAGGCUUCAGGAAGAAGUUGGAUAUACACAUAGAGACGGCACAUGCCAGUAGCGCAACAGAAGCUCCUAAGGACCUACGCUGCCCUCUCUGUCUUUACCACACCAAAAACAAAAACUGCAUGAUCGACCACAUCAUCCUCCAUCGUGAGGAGCCGGUGGCCCCGAUAGAGGUGCGUCGUCCAAAGCUAUCGCGAUAUCUCCAGGGCCUUGUGUUCCGCUGCCACAAGUGCACCUUCACCAGUUCCAGUGACGAGAAGCUGCAUCUGCACAUGCUUAUUAAGCACGACGAUAUCAAGCCUUACAAAUGCCGACUGUGCUACUUUGACUUCACACAGCUGAGCGAGUUGGAGGCACACCUAUGCGAUAAGCACCAGGUCGUGAGGAACCAUGAGCUGGUGGGACAGGUCCAUCUGGAGGAACUGGCGACCAGACUGGGCAGAGGAAGGAAUGAGGAAGAACACAAGGAAGAAACAAAUAGACAUAGUGAGAAACAAGGGCUGGAGGAAGAGGGGGAGAACACUGACAAGCUAGGAAAUAAAGACCAGGAAGAAACUAACAGACAUAGUGAGAAGCGGCAGGUGCUGGAGGGGGAGAACAUAGAGAAGCUAGGAAACAAAGACCAGGAAGAAACUAACAACAGACAUAGUGAGAAGCGGCAGGUGCUGGAGGGGGAGAACAUAGAGAAGCUAGGAAACAAAGAAGAGAAAGACCAGGAAGAAACUAACAAAAGACAUGAAGAAACGCAUGGGCUUAAAGAAGGGGAUACCAUUGAGGAAAAAGUGUUGGAGGAAAAUGGGGAGAACAUUGCCAAACAAAAUUAUGAAUUUCAAGGACAUGAGAACAAAGGGAACGUAGAAGAAAAAUCCAUGGACUGUGAGGAGAACCAAGGGCAACAAGAUGAGGUGAACAAAGAUGGAGAUAAUGAGGUAUCAGAGAACACUGCCCAAAACAGUGAAUUCCAUGAGAGCCAUGAUUUUAGUUAUGAGGAGAACAAGGAGGAACAAUAUGAGGAAUGCCAUGAGAAGUUCGAGAAUGAGGACAUGGAGAUGGUAGAGGAACAAUUUAUGGACUGUCAUGAGAUGCCAGUGCUUGAAAAUGAAGAGGGCAAAGAGGAAACACACAGUAAUCAUAGUGAGAAACAGGAACAUGAGGAGGAGGUGAAGAAUGACAGUCUGAAACCUGAGUGCAAUACAAAACAGGAGCAAGGGCCUGUAGAAGACAACCCCAUGAGUGAAGAGAAGCAAGAUCAUGAGAUGGAGGAAAAUGACAACACAACUGCACCAAAAGAUGCCUCCACUACCCUGAGUAUAGAUGCCUCCACUACCCUGAGUAUAGAUGCCUCCACUACCCUGAGGAUAAUUCCAUCGACCAGAAAUGAAAAUGCACUUUCAUGCGAGCUCUGUGGCCGAACUCUCAUGAACAGCACUGACCUGGAACGACAUGUGAUGCGCCAUGGCUGGUAACUCUGUGUGUCGGUGCAACUGAUAAGGAUGUACUGACAUGGAGGGUGUUGCUGCUUAGAAAUGCUGAUUUUAACAGCAAGGAGAUUAUGUGAAUUUCAAUUGAAAUUAUUGUCACUGGUUGCAAACUGUUGCAUACGGUUUCCACCUGUAACUAGUCUUGACUGAGGAGACACUGCAGCUAUUGUCAUAGAGGACAAAAAGUCUGUCAUCCUUGUAUAUUAUGAUCCCAGAAUGACAGCAGUUCACAUUUCCAAUGACUUAGUUGUUUUGAUGUUUUCUUAAUAUUUUCAUCCUGUUGUCUUUUAACAUUUUUGUAAUAAAUGACUAUCCUAGAA
Molecule: messenger RNA, 8650 nt
Organism: Coregonus clupeaformis (lake whitefish)
Lineage: Eukaryota; Metazoa; Chordata; Actinopteri; Salmoniformes; Salmonidae
Product: zinc finger protein 462
Exons: 11
Coding region: 318-8315 (2665 amino acids)
Biological process (GO): regulation of gene expression
Cellular component (GO): nucleus
Source: RefSeq, a predicted model, not a curated record